UCAUCCAUAGGUUCUAAUGCUCAGAAUGAUUUUCUCAGCGGCUUAAGGAAUCCCAUGAAUUUUGUAAGGGAUAUUAUUGAGGUAGAGGAUAGGAACACCACAGGGCAUCCUGGUUAUACCACUGGGAAAAGUGCUGAUUUUGUCCACAUAAAGCUGAUGCGUAACAAUAGUUUUGUUACUGUGACGGAUUCAAAGGGGAACAAAAAGUUUGGGGCUUCAUUGGGAUCAGUGCCGGGAUUGAAAGGAUCAAAAACGACUCGAUAUUCUGGUGAAGCUGUUGCAGAACAUGUUGGAAGAAUGUCUAGAAAUCUGGGGUUAAAAUCAGUAGUGGUGAAGGUUAAAGGGUUUACCUUCUUUAAAAAGAAGAAGCAGGCAAUCUUGAGCUGGAGAGAGGGCUAUACCAAUUCUCGGACGGAUCAGAAUCCAAUUGUAUACAUUGAAGACACAACCCGAAAACCCCAUAAUGGCUGCAGACUCCCGAAAAGAUGCUCUUCUUAGUAGAGCUGGAUGGUAACUCACAUGUGUUCCUGUAGAGUACAAGCUUUGUGGUGAAAUAAAUUUGUGCUAAAGGGCUACUUUGAUUGAUUUACAUUGUAAGGUUACAUUUAGUGCUAGUCAUUUUGACGGAUACCUCAGAGGCUGUUUGGACUCGCUUGAUUUUUAAUUAAUUCAUGCAGUGGAUGGGAAAAUGUUUUAUUUCAA
Messenger RNA from Morus notabilis, 702 nucleotides. RefSeq names its product probable ribosomal protein S11, mitochondrial. Gene Ontology annotation, biological process: ribosomal small subunit assembly; maturation of SSU-rRNA from tricistronic rRNA transcript (SSU-rRNA, 5.8S rRNA, LSU-rRNA); translation. Gene Ontology annotation, molecular function: structural constituent of ribosome; small ribosomal subunit rRNA binding; mRNA 5'-UTR binding. NCBI's taxonomy places the organism in Eukaryota, Viridiplantae, Streptophyta, Magnoliopsida, Rosales, Moraceae. Gene Ontology annotation, cellular component: ribosome; mitochondrial small ribosomal subunit. The record is from RefSeq and is a predicted model, not a curated record. The coding region runs from base 55 to 498 and encodes 147 amino acids. The transcript has a single exon.